Messenger RNA from Fusarium odoratissimum NRRL 54006, 486 nucleotides. RefSeq lists its product as uncharacterized. The coding region runs from base 1 to 324 and encodes 107 amino acids. Lineage: Eukaryota; Fungi; Ascomycota; Sordariomycetes; Hypocreales; Nectriaceae. The record is from RefSeq and is a predicted model, not a curated record. The transcript has 2 exons.
AUGGCGGCCAACCAGAGCGGCCGGAGUGAUAGUGAACGCAUGGUUCAGCAACCACGUGCCGGUGAACAAGCCCUCGAAGACACAGACCCUGCCAACUUAACAUCAAAAUCACGGGAGGUUCCUGUAUCGACUAAAGAGGAGAAGAGCCCGCCGGCAACGAGUUCUCAUGAUGUGAGGCCUGAAAUCGACAUCGAAACUCGCCAGACAGGAAUCAAACGCAAACCUGGAGUUUUUGCCUUUCGUGACCUUCCUCAUGGCCACGAGAUCAUCCGUGCAGAGCAACCAAUAUUUGUUGCUCCCUACGACGAUCCAAUUUCAGUAUAGAAUCAGAAGGAUGUUGAUCAACGCAAAGAGCUUACAAAGGCUUUUGCUCCCUUGCGCAAAAUGCGGCAUUACAAUAUGAACGCAACAGAAUCUGUAUGCCUCGACAAGUUCAAACGAGACUGCGCCUUCCAGGACCCUUCGGGUACCAGGGUUCUUAUCUAU